Cololabis saira (Pacific saury) is the source of this 3027-nucleotide messenger RNA. RefSeq names its product transmembrane and coiled-coil domains 4 (gene tmco4). The record is from RefSeq and is a predicted model, not a curated record. NCBI's taxonomy places the organism in Eukaryota, Metazoa, Chordata, Actinopteri, Beloniformes, Belonidae. Bases 63 to 1820 code for a protein of 585 amino acids. The transcript has 14 exons.
CAAAUGCACAGCCAGCAGCGCUCCUUUCAAAACACAACACAAAGCUCCAAGUCAAGACCAAGAUGGAUAUACGUUCAUUUUUUAAACCAAAAGAGAAACAGACACAAAACAUUGCCGAAGCUGCUGCCAAUGUGACAGUGAGUCGGAGGAGAGCGACUGCACCUGCAGCCACCGCGUCAGCGACCCGCCCAGUGUCUAACACCGGCUCACCUGAUGGUGCAGCCGGCCAUAUGAGUAGCGAUGACCCGGGAGGAGGAGGAGACUGCACUGCCGACCCCGGCGGGGCAGAACCAGAACGAGAUGCCCCCGGUCACCGUCCAGACAAGAUAACCAGCAGGCAGCUGGCCGAGCAGAGCCGCUUUGCCUUUGCAGCCCUGUGUGGGGUUUCUCUGGGGCAGUUAUUCACUGGAUCUGAAAAUAAUGCCUUCAGGGAGCAGUACCUGCGGGGUUUGGUGGGCUGGCUGGACCUGGACGAGUCGGUGAUGCCAGUGAUGGGCGCGUUCUUGUCAGGCCUCGGCUUCGAGGGCUCGGACACCUUUCUGUCCACCUUACAGGCGGAUCCACUGCUGGUUGCAGGAUCAACUCCAAUCAUACAGGAUCUGGUGACGUUCUCGGUGAAAGACGGCCAGUACGACGCCAGGUCCAGGGUCCUCAUCCGCCACGUGGGCUGUCUGCUCCGAGUUCCCCCGCAGCAGCUGGAGGAGUUCGAGGAGACGCUGGGAGAGAGGCUGAGGGAGGCGGGAGAGGAGAGCGAAGAGGAGUCUUCCAGGCGCCGGAGGAGAGAAAGAGGGCGAAAGUUACGACGUUACCUGCUAAUUGGACUGGCCACAGUGGGCGGAGGGACCGUGAUUGGUGUAACGGGUGGACUGGCUGCUCCUCUAGUGGCAGCGGGAGCCGGGGCCGUGCUGGGGGCCGGAGGGGCCGCGGCGCUGGGAUCGGCCGCCGGCAUCGCCAUAAUGGCCUCUCUGUUCGGAGCGGCAGGAGCCGGACUGACCGGAUAUAAGAUGAAUAAGUGCGUAGGGGCAAUAGAGGAGUUUGAAUUCCUCCCACUGAACUCUGGGAAGCAUCUUCACCUGACUAUCGCGGUCACAGGUUGGCUCUGCAGCGGUAAAUACAGCUCGUUCCAGGCCCCGUGGUGCAGCCUGGGCGAGUGCGGCGAGCAGUACUGCCUGGUGUGGGAGUCGCGCUUCCUCAGGGAUCUGGGCUCGGCCAUGACGUCUCUGCUGGACGGGCUGGUCAGCAUGGUGGCCCAGGAGGCCCUGAAGUACACCGUCCUCUCAGGCAUCGUGACGGCUCUGACGUGGCCCGCGUCGCUGCUGGCAGCGGCCAGCGUCAUCGACCACCCCUGGUGCGUGUGUCUGAAUCGCUCGGCGGAGGUGGGGAAACACCUGGCGCAGGUUUUGAGAAGCAGGCAGCAGGGGAAACGGCCCGUCAGCCUCAUAGGUUUCAGUCUCGGGGCCCGAGUGAUCUACUACUGUCUGCAGGAGCUCGCCAGCGAUCAAGGAAGUGAAGGAGUCGUGCAGGACGUGGUUCUGCUGGGAGCGCCGGUCGACGGCUCUGAGAAGGCCUGGGAGAGGGUGGCCACGGUAGUCGCUGGAAAAAUAGUGAAUGGAUACUGCAGGGGAGACUGGCUCCUGGGGUUCUUGUACCGCAGCUCGGCCGCUCAGCUCUCCGUCGCCGGGCUGCAGCCAAUCAACAUCCAGGAUCAACGCAUAAUCAAUGUGGAUCUCUCAUCUGUGUUCUGCAGAUCCGAGCUUCCGACGCCCACGCGCUCCCGGCAACCAGAUCGGGACACAGCUGCGAUUGAGUGCUCAGACUGAACCCCCCUCCCCGCUCCGAGCCCCUGUCUGCGAACCGGCGCAGGGAUCGGUGACGGACGGCUGGCGUCUCGCCCGGCGUGAGCUCUCCCGGGGCCCGGACGGCCGCGCGUCGGCGACCGGCGCAGAGAGGGAAGCACGGCGGAGAGACCGGUCCCCCCGCCGCGCCUAGGAAUGCGUGUGAGCCUCCGUUUUGGUCCGGAACCACGGCCCGGCACGAGGCGGCCCCGCCGCUGUCUAAUCCGUUUCAGGGGAAGGGACGGGACGCGAUAGCCUGACUGCGAAACCCCAGCAGGACCGCGAACCCAGUCGACAAACCCGCAGGCACCCGAUUCCGGAUCCCAGAGGAGACGUGAGCCCGCGUAGCAGUGAUCAGUAGGAUUUAAGAGUGUUCAGAACUGUGUGUGAGAUUGUGAGACCUGGGUGUAUGAGUUUAACUGGGAGUGUUACAGAGCUAAAUCUGUGUUCAGAGCUGAGAUUACACCACCAUCAUUAUAAGGACUGUUUUCAUUAAUUUGUAGUCACUACUUUCUGCUAGUCAUUCAUGUUUUAAAGCGCUGUUUUCUGCAGUUGAUCACGGUUUAACACCGGGAUCACCAUCCGUUCUAAUUGCACGUGGCCAAGAGGGCGCGUCCAUCUUUAAAAGACCACAGGAGCCCCGUUUGAACUGUAGAUGUUCUGUAUCUUCGUUAUUAUUGCUUGAUUUCUUUUCUUCUUCAUUCCAUGCAUUUAACGUUUAUGUUUCAUUUUAUUGAUUGUUGUUUUUCUUGUUAGUUAAUGGUUUUAUAAUAAUGUCGUGUGCCAUCAGAUUUAUUCGGGUAUUUAUUUACAUCCCUUUUGAUACCCGUAUGUAAAUAAACUCUGAUUGAUUUCGUUAUGAGUGGUUGUUAUUUCAUGCAAGAUUUGGUCACAAAUUGAUUUGUUUAAGCAGAGCCUAGUGUUCGGACAUCACGCCUUCACUGUUAUUCUGUAAGAUAUAGUAAGAUUUGCUGUUCUGCAGGAUAAUUCAAAUCAUAAUGAGACUGAUUUUCUGCUGUGUAGUUAUCAAAUUUCCCCCGGAGUAAGGCAUCGGGGGUGGUGCCCCGAGAAUGAUUAUCAUUUUGAUAAUUCAAAUUGAUAAAUAGUCCACUUUAUUAAUUAUUAAUAAUUCUUUAAUAGAAUUAUCAUUAGCCUUCGAUAACUGGACAGCCAAGCUACCCGAGACGCACAA